AUGUAUUUUUAUUGGGAAGAUUUGAAUGUCGACCCGUUAUCUAUUCCCUACCAGAUGUCUGAGAUUUCUUUCAACACGUCAGAGAAGUACCUAUCCAGCAAUCUCGCCUCAAGUUCUGGACUCGGAAGCAAUAUUUUUGAGGUUGCAUCCAUAUGUGGUAUAGCCAAACGACUGAAACGGCAUCCACUGUUUUUUGUGGAGAAUGGCUAUCACAAAAGGAUGCUGACCAACAUGUUAGCGCUUUUACCAGGGCUUAUGGGGGCCACAUAUAUGCUGAACGGAACAAUGCCUACAGUGAUCACUAAAACAGAAUUCCACAAGUCAAAGUACUCAUAUGAAAAUCCAGAUACUCUUUUGGGUAUUCAAGAUGAAUACCUCUUUCUAACUGGCACACAUUACCAAAGCUGGAAAUACUUUCCCGACAUGAGGGAGUCAUUGAUGGACUAUUUGGCAGUUCCAGACCCAGAAAGAUUUGGAAAUUUACCAAUGUCUAAUGACAACACUCAUGUAACUUGUGUUCAUACAAAAAGGAAACAUUUCGCAAAAAACGGAUUCUAUGCGUCUGAUCCAGAAUUCAUUCGGAACGCUUUGAUUUUCAUAAACACUAAGCAAGCAGAAAUCUACAAAAAGAAUAAGAAAAUUGUAAUUUUUGGGGAUGAACCAAUUUUUAUGUCGAGUAUUUUUAAUGAUAGUGCUCAUUCCAUGGAGAGACACACCAAGACAAAUCACUAUGUAUCGAUCAACAAUGCCAACGAUGACCUGAUAUACUCAAAGUCCAAUUGUAAUAUGGUGUUGAUAAGUGCUCCUCUCUCAACAUUUGGAUUUUGGUUGGGCUAUCUCUCUAAAGGAAACAAUGUCUAUUAUAUGGAUGUGACUCAUGAGAAUGAGGAGUUUUAUGAAUCCAGUGGUUUUGUCACGGAAAACUAUUUCCCGCCCCAUUGGGUAGCAUUGGAUUUCGCAAGCAACAAAAACAAAACGGUCGUGAAAAGCUUUAAGAAAAUGGGUGAAAAAUAUUAUUUUUAG
Molecule: messenger RNA, 1023 nt
Organism: Caenorhabditis remanei
Lineage: Eukaryota; Metazoa; Nematoda; Chromadorea; Rhabditida; Rhabditidae
Exons: 9
Coding region: 1-1023 (340 amino acids)
Biological process (GO): carbohydrate metabolic process
Cellular component (GO): membrane
Molecular function (GO): galactoside 2-alpha-L-fucosyltransferase activity
Source: RefSeq, a predicted model, not a curated record